AUGUCUGGUCUUGGUAAGGGUGGAAAGGGUCUGGGAAAGGGAGGAGCCAAGCGUCACAGGAAGGUAUUGCGUGACAACAUCCAAGGCAUUACAAAGCCUGCUAUCCGACGUCUAGCACGCCGUGGUGGCGUAAAACGCAUCUCUGGGCUGAUCUACGAGGAGACUCGCAUUGUGCUCAAGAUCUUCCUGGAGAGCGUCAUUCGCGACGCAGUCGCAUACACCGAGCAUGCGAGGCGCAAGACCGUCACUGCCUUGGACGUGGUCUACGCUCUCAAACGCCACGGUCGUACCAUCUACGGCUUCGGUGGCUAA
This is a messenger RNA of Echinococcus granulosus, 312 nucleotides long. RefSeq names its product Histone H4. NCBI's taxonomy places the organism in Eukaryota, Metazoa, Platyhelminthes, Cestoda, Cyclophyllidea, Taeniidae. The record is from RefSeq and is a predicted model, not a curated record. Bases 1 to 312 code for a protein of 103 amino acids. Gene Ontology annotation, molecular function: structural constituent of chromatin; DNA binding; protein heterodimerization activity. Gene Ontology annotation, cellular component: nucleosome. Gene Ontology annotation, biological process: nucleosome assembly. The transcript has a single exon.